Amphimedon queenslandica is the source of this 522-nucleotide messenger RNA. Its product is annotated as TNF receptor-associated factor 3-like. Gene Ontology annotation, cellular component: plasma membrane signaling receptor complex. Gene Ontology annotation, molecular function: zinc ion binding. NCBI's taxonomy places the organism in Eukaryota, Metazoa, Porifera, Demospongiae, Haplosclerida, Niphatidae. The record is from RefSeq and is a predicted model, not a curated record. Bases 1 to 522 code for a protein of 173 amino acids. The transcript is spliced from 2 exons. Gene Ontology annotation, biological process: regulation of canonical NF-kappaB signal transduction.
AUGGCACAAGUUUCGAAAGAUGAGCUUUCGUUUGUUAAGGAAGUACCUGAUCAAAUAGAAAUUGAGUGUCCAGUUUGUCUGAAUAUCCUGACAGAUCCUCACCAGGUAAACUGCUGUGGUAGAAAUUUCUGCAAGUCUUGUAUUGAGAGAAUAAAGGAGAGUGAUGGAUCCUGUCCUAUGUGUAAAGAGGAAAGGUAUCAAUUCUUUGCAGAUAAAAAUAUCAGUCGUAUAAUUAAUGGGUUACAAGCCUAUUGUACUAAUAAAGUGGAAGGUUGUCAAUGGAAAGGAGAUUUGAAGUAUCUACCCACUCACCUUAAUAAAGGGAAGAGAGAAGGAGAGUGUCAAUACGAAGAGGUCAAAUGUCGAUAUGAUGAGUGUCUAACAAGAAAUCAACGUCAACAUCUUAAUGUUCACGAGGAGGAGUGGUGCGACCAACGACCAUACCUAUGUCAGCAUUGCUAUGCGGAAGUAUCCUACAAAAUGCCCCAACGAUUGUACAAGUUCUGUCAUGCCUCGAGAUAG